AUGUGCGGCGCCGACGUUUUCCUCGCCGUCCUGGCCGUCUUCUUCCCGCCCAUUGCCGUGUGGAUCAAGGUUGGCGUGUGCACUGCCGACUCCAUCAUCAACAUCGCCCUAUGCAUCCUGGGCUAUCUUCCCGGCCUGCUGCACGCCUGGUACAUUAUACUGAAAUACCCGGACUCAGAAGAACCCCGAUACGAACCGCUCGAGGGCGACGAUGUCGAGGGCGGUCGUCGAGUGACCUAUUACUACGUUUCUCGCCAGCCCAGCGCACCUCCUCAGCCCGAGAGAAGCUACGGCGCGACAAACACUACUCCGCCCCAUGUCCCAACCGGCACCAGACCUUCCGAGGGAAGCAGCAGCAAUGAGGCGGGCAACGGCCAUCCCCCCACCUAUGCCGAAGCUGUCAAGGGUGAUAACAAGGUGCAAACCCAGGACUAA
This is a messenger RNA of Talaromyces rugulosus, 435 nucleotides long. RefSeq lists its product as uncharacterized. Gene Ontology annotation, cellular component: fungal-type vacuole lumen; fungal-type vacuole membrane. The transcript is spliced from 2 exons. The record is from RefSeq and is a predicted model, not a curated record. Gene Ontology annotation, biological process: endosome transport via multivesicular body sorting pathway. Lineage: Eukaryota; Fungi; Ascomycota; Eurotiomycetes; Eurotiales; Trichocomaceae. Gene Ontology annotation, molecular function: ubiquitin protein ligase binding. Bases 1 to 435 code for a protein of 144 amino acids.